Messenger RNA from Penaeus vannamei (Pacific white shrimp), 1278 nucleotides. The record is from RefSeq and is a predicted model, not a curated record. NCBI's taxonomy places the organism in Eukaryota, Metazoa, Arthropoda, Malacostraca, Decapoda, Penaeidae.
GUGCCCUGGUUGAGGAAGGUUGCGGUCGCUCUCUCUGGGCAUGCGUGUACAACUGGGGCAUAAAGUUGAUCUUGCAAUGUAGACUCUUCUACCUGAAAAUUCGAAAUUCCAUAAAAAAAGGAAAAGAAAAACAAAACCCAAGAGAGAAGAAAAAGAAACAAAGAAAAAAAACAGUCAGGGCUUAAAAAAGAAAAAAAAAGAAGAAAAGAAAAGGAAAACAGGGCUUAAAAAAUAAAUCAAAGAAAAUGGGCCUCGUGACGCGGUAUCUCCUCCCUUUCGCGGAGGAUCACCUACUGCAGAUUUUGCUCGCUUGCCUCGUCGUCGCAGGAAUCCACCGACUCCUUCGACGCAUGCGCACUACGGUUCGGCGCGCAGACAUGGAUCCUCUGCCGGCGUCUGCGAGGGAUGCUGAAUCCAAAGCGGAGAAAGGGAGCAGAAAUGUAAUUGAAGCAGGAGGCGUGGGAGAGGUGGAGGACGAGGUGGAGGACAAGUCGAGGUUGGUGGAUCCACAAUUUCCCGACGACUUGGAGCACAUCCCUUACUCGCGACCAAGAUUCUCGGCAGAAGAGAGCAUCAAGAGAUCGAAGGAAUUUUACGAAAUGAUGAACUCUCGGCGCUCCGUUCGGUUCUUCAGCUCUGACCCCGUCCCGCGAGAGGUCAUCGAGAAUGUUGUCAGAACGGCGGGUACGUCCCCGUCUGGCGCCCACACCGAGCCCUGGACCUUCGCUGUGGUGGGCGAUCCUGAAGUCAAGCAGCGGGUGCGAGAGAUUGUGGAAGAGGAAGAGGAGAUAAAUUACAAGAAGAGGAUGGGAGACCAGUGGGUGCAGGACCUGAAGGCGCUGCGGACCUCGUGGGUGAAGGAGUACCUGACGGAGGCCCCCUGGCUCAUCCUGGUGUUCAAGCAGACUUAUGGGAUGCUGCCCGACGGUCGUAAGAGGAACCACUACUACCACGAGAUCUCGACGGCGCUGGCGGGAGGGAUUCUGCUGUCGGCGAUCCAUAACGCGGGUCUGGUCACCCUCACCUCCACGCCCCUCAACUGCGGCCCCGCCCUCAGAUCCCUGCUGGACCGCCCACCCAACGAGAAACUCCUGCUGCUCCUGCCGGUGGGGUUCCCCUCUGACGGUGCCACGGUGCCCGACCUCAGACGGAAACCUCUGGAGGAGAUCAUGGUUGUGGUGUGAGGAAGGGGUGUUUUUUUUUUUGUUGUUGUUGUUGUGUUUUUUUGUUUUUUUGUUUUUGUUUGGUGUUAUUUUUUGUGAUUUUUUUUGUGGAUUG